AUGUCGCGCUCAUUGAACGUCCUCUCGAAGCCUUUGGCUAUCCACUCGACCAGCCCCAUGACAGGCUAUCUUAGAAACGGCUACUGCGAGGUGCCAGCUUCAGAUGCUGGAAACCACGCUAUCGCUGCAGAGGUCUCAGACGAAUUCCUCAAGUUCUCAGCCGAGCGUGGUAACGACCUCCGCCAGAUCGGACUCAAGGGAGGCUGCAAAUGGUGUCUCUGCGUAUCCCGCUGGAAGGAGGCAUUCGACGCCAGAGGGAAGGAGGGCGACAAGAUUGUCCCUAAGAUCUUCCUCAACGCCACCAAUGAGAAAGCACUAGACAAGGUAUCGCUGGAAGACCUCAAGAAGUUUGCCGUUGACAAAGAGUAA
Messenger RNA from Aureobasidium namibiae CBS 147.97, 369 nucleotides. RefSeq lists its product as uncharacterized. Bases 1 to 369 code for a protein of 122 amino acids. Lineage: Eukaryota; Fungi; Ascomycota; Dothideomycetes; Dothideales; Saccotheciaceae. The transcript is spliced from 3 exons. The record is from RefSeq and is a predicted model, not a curated record.